AUAAAGGAGGCGUGGUCACAGCCGGCAACGGCAAGUCCGACUUUGGGCAUCGGUGGUAGUAAUCAUCUGAAAGCAAUUUUAGAACCAUGGACCUGCUGAACAAAUCAUUUUUGGCCGGAAUUGGUUGUGGCGCCUGUCUCGUGUGGCUGCUAAUGAGGAGAACUACCACGACGAGUUCAGGAAACCCCAAAAAACCAAUCGAGCUUGGACCAGAGGUCGAGGAGGAGAGCUCAGACGAUGAUGGUGACUGCAAGUUGGUUGUCGUGGUCCGCACCGACCUUAAAAUGGGCAAAGGAAAAAUUGCUGCUCAGGUUUCGCAUGCGGCUGUUGCGGCGUACAAGCAGGCUAAGCGUUGGAACCCAGACGUAUUGAGGAACUGGGAGCAGAGUGGACAGGCUAAGGUUACUCUAAAGGUGUCCAGUGAGGAGCAGUUGCGCGAAAUAGCCAAAGUUGGACGGUUAAACGGCCUCGGGGUGAGCCUUAUCCAGGACCAGGGACGCACACAGAUUGCGCGUGGCUCGACUACUGUUCUCGGCAUUGGCCCCGCUUCCAGUUCUAUUAUUGACAAAGUGACUGGACACUUGUCUCUCUUGUGAAAUCAUUUGAUCAACUAUUUAAAUUGUAAUAACUGUGGGAUUUAAAAGAUUCAUUCGUAAUUAAUAA
This is a messenger RNA of Cloeon dipterum, 663 nucleotides long. RefSeq names its product peptidyl-tRNA hydrolase 2, mitochondrial-like. Lineage: Eukaryota; Metazoa; Arthropoda; Insecta; Ephemeroptera; Baetidae. The transcript has 3 exons. The record is from RefSeq and is a predicted model, not a curated record. Gene Ontology annotation, molecular function: peptidyl-tRNA hydrolase activity. The coding region runs from base 87 to 596 and encodes 169 amino acids. Gene Ontology annotation, cellular component: mitochondrion; cytosol.